AUCUCACGCGCAUGUUUCUAAGCCAAUCAGAAAAAUCGGUUUUAGCCAAUGGUAUGUUCUUGUAAUCCACAAGAAAAAAGGUCUCUAACACAGUGCUGUCAUGUAAGAUGUUAGUUGAAUAUUUAACGCUUGUGAAACACGAGUACCGCCGAAACAAGUAAAUAUAGUGGAAUUGUGAUAAGAUAGCGACAAUAUACAAAAUCCCAAGGACUGAAACGUAUAUGGAUAAUACUUUACAAAAUUGAACAUGUGGUAGCAGAAAUAUACAUUUUGCAAUUGAUGUCUGUAUCACUGCCGCAAACUAAUUCUUGAAUACAUAUAUCAAUAUUUGUUUAUGGUGAAACUAACGUUAGAGUGCAAGGCCGGGAGAUUUAAAAUAUUUUACUUUGACCUGCGUUUCUUUUUUCUGGAAAUUAGAAGUGUCAAUUGAUUUACUACAGCAGAAAUUCAGAAACCUGGGGUGUGUGCGAUGUCCCUUCCUCAAUUUGGAUACAGCUACCCAAAUACUACUUUGUCUUCUCCGUCACAGAUCCUGAUGUCGACCCCUACCACUUCCACCCUCUCCUCCGUCACCACUUCCUGUUGUGAAAAUGGACGCCCCAUAAUGACUGACCCCCACACUGGCCAAACUGUAUGUUCCUGUCAAUAUGGGUCAGGAUUGCUCAGUGCUUACUCCCGGGUACCCUCCCUCACAGACUCGGUCUACAGCGCCGGUCCCUACGGUUCGCAGAGCUAUAUGCCCCUGGGUACGGAUCCGUCAGCGUUUUAUUCCCCAUUGAAUUCUCCCUAUGACUUAAAGGACGGCUCGGACGCCGCUUGGAGAAGUCUUUCCCAGCCGUCUGCCUGUUAUCCUUACGAUCCCGCCAUGGCGGCAUAUCCUUACGGAAAUGCUUAUGGCGGAAUGGAUCUAAAUGGAGCCGCCAGACGAAAAAACGCUACAAGGGAGACAACCAAUACUCUAAAGGCAUGGCUUUAUGAGCACAGAAAGAAUCCUUACCCCACCAAGGGGGAGAAAAUUAUGCUGGCCAUAAUUACAAAAAUGACGUUAACCCAAGUCAGUACCUGGUUUGCCAAUGCUAGACGGCGUCUGAAAAAAGAGAAUAAGAUGACUUGGUCUCCAAGAAAUCGAUGUGGGGACAAUGACGAUGAAAACAGCAAUGAAAAAGCCGACGACGAUGACGAAGGGGAUGAGAAACGAAAGACCGAUGAAAACAGCAAUGAUCCUAUAAAACCUAAUGAAGAAAAAGAUAGUUUUGACAUAUUAAAAGUGAAAAACGAUCAGGACUCCGUUAUCGAAGAUAAUUCAGUCUUCAACGAUAAAAACAGCAUGAUGAGCACACUAACCCCUAUUGGGGUAGUAGACAGUAUGCAGGCUCCCUCAAUGUCCAAUACGGAGCUAAAACCACCAAUUAUUGACCAUAAACGACUAGAAUCCCCGUGUUCGAACAGCAGUGACUCGGGACUCAGUGACAUAAACACUUCUCUGACCCUGAACGCCUCCAAUAUCGAUGGAGGUGAUGGUCUUAGACCCCGAAUAUGGUCUCUUGCGCAUGUGGCGACCUCUACCGCUGGAUGCACCAACACUACCUCUCAAGUAACAAACGGAAAAGACCAAAAUCUUCCUCUAAAUUUCUCAAAAUUAGGUUCACCUUCUAUGCCAUCUUCCGCCACGACUUUGAGACCCUGGAUGGACAAUGCUUUCUCUAUAGGAUCGUCAAUGUUUUCUUCUAGUUCUACUCCUGGCUACACUAAUCUCAAUGUCAACAAUGGCAGUGGAAUGCUUGACAAAACUUCACCUUUGUCCGGAGUAUCUGGAUCCGGAUUUAACGGACUUUCUUCAAACGGAAGUUCACCAAUUCUACGCCCUUAUCCUUCACUCUCAAACCUUUAUUCUCCGGCGCGAGAUGUAGGGACAAGGAGUAACGAAAGACUGACAAACCCAAUAGGAGAAGAUGCAUCGACCAUAUCGUAUUAGGAUUCCUAAUUGGGGACUAUCUUCUGGAACCCGUGGAUGUUUUACGAUGAAGCUGACGUGAUAGGGUCAAAUUCUUUCGUGCUGUGAGACAUUUGGAGGGCGCUUAAGGACAAUAUGCGAUCCUAUCCCGUCAUAUCCAAGUUCUUGGUGCAGACAAGGGUUUUCCUAACAAGGUUAAUAUGACUACGAAGGGAUUAAUAAAGACUGCGAUUAUUUUGAAGUGCUAAAUAUUCCACCAAGUGCUAUGAGCCAAGUGGUGUUUAUACUGACUUGAUGCUAUCGGACAGGAAAAUUAGUCAGAAAUUGACAUUGGGAAUCAGGGUAACGUGUUUAUAUUUAUGUCUAAUCGUGUGUUGACAUUGGUCAUUGAGGGGGAGAUAUUGCCUCGUUGGAUUCUCUCACCCAGAUAGGGUCGGGCUCGGGCUCCACUUCAAAUCUCAAGUGGUCCGAGAAAGGAAUUAAUGCGCCAUCAGUCUUUUUUACCUAUUGCGCUUUAAUUGAACUGAAGUGCGCUGUCACCAUCGAUUUGAAAAAUGAGGUUGUUGAACAGAAACAAUGAUAGUGUAAGAACUUCGAGGCAAUAUUUACCGUGAAAAAUAUAUCAAACUUCCUUUCACUAUUUCAAUCGUUAUGGCCAGCAACUGUAUAUCAUAUGCGAAAACUUAUACGAGGUCUUGUAAAUAUUGCAUCAGAGACACACGACACAAAUUUUACACAUUAUGAAGUUUUCUGCAAAUUUACCAGGAUGUACAGAUUCUUUGAUAUGUUUCUAUGUCAAAAUGUUUAUUUGUUCAUGUAUUCUUGUUAAACAAGGUGCAUAGGUUGACAAAAAUAGGUAUAUAUAUAUAAUGGAGAUUCACUUAGAAGAAUGUGUAUUUAUUUGAUUUCUAUUUAUUAACGAAAUCAUAGUUUUGAUUGGCCAAUGGAAAAGGCUGUUGUACACUAAAACUACAACUUGAGAACAAGUUUCUCAAUUCUAUAUUUAAAUUGGACACAAAAUGAUAUUGAUUUUUUUUGGUCAAUAUGUAGCUGUUUAUUCGAAUGGAAUAAAAUUAUUGAGUAUCAAA
Ostrea edulis (European flat oyster) is the source of this 3042-nucleotide messenger RNA. Its product is annotated as iroquois-class homeodomain protein IRX-6-like. Bases 470 to 1975 code for a protein of 501 amino acids. Lineage: Eukaryota; Metazoa; Mollusca; Bivalvia; Ostreida; Ostreidae. Gene Ontology annotation, cellular component: nucleus. The transcript is spliced from 6 exons. The record is from RefSeq and is a predicted model, not a curated record. Gene Ontology annotation, molecular function: RNA polymerase II cis-regulatory region sequence-specific DNA binding; DNA-binding transcription factor activity, RNA polymerase II-specific. Gene Ontology annotation, biological process: neuron differentiation; cell development; regulation of transcription by RNA polymerase II.